AUGUCACGAGGCGAAUACUCUGCCGUGAUCCCCUCGUCGGAUGGGAACGAGUCGUCUCUGCACCUGGCCGUGCCUCGAUCACCUGCAUCGCCCCCGACUUCGCCGCGCCAGCGUCAGCGAAGGACGUCGCAUCCCAGCUCGAACGACGGCGAUGAGGAUGAGCAUACCUCGCUUAGGGCUGGGGAAGGGGAUGAUUUGGUCGUGUACGAACAGGAUAUCGAUGACAAGGAGGUCGGACACGCCUAUGUCGAUCCUACGGCGGCUCAAGUCUCGCCGACGCUGGACCGGUCUUGGCUCGCCGCAGUCAGUUGGCCCGUGCACCCGUGUUCGGAGGGGCUGCAUCUUGUAUUGAGGGUGAGACUGACAGUGAUCUUUGGGUACAGGUCUCCCUACGCACGGUGCUGCUCUCGAUCCUCUCGAUCGUCGUGCUGCUGCUCAUGAUCCUCCUCUUCCACCCCGCCUCACCCUACGCCUACCACUUCAACUACCCUUCCUCGGACUACUACAAAGGACAUCCCGAACUCAAACCGGGAACGUUCUCGUCCAAUCCUGCGCUGGCCAAGAACCCAUUACCCGAGGACGCGCAUUUCAAUGAUGUGCCGUUCGCGCAGGUCGGCGAUAAUCGCUUGGCGCAUGAUAAGCAAACGCCCCAUUGGGCGGGUGGGGAUGGCGGAGCGGCCAAGGAGGAAAAGGAGAAGACUAGUGGGUGGAGGUCGAAUGGCACGCAUUGGUUCGGUGAGUGGGGCAAGCGAAGGAGCGCAUCUGAGCAAGGCAUCGUACGCACGUCGGGGACGAGCUAACCCCCUCGACUUGGCGCACGAUUCAGAUCGAACGGUCAUUCUCGUCUCGCUCGACGGCGUUCGAUCCGACUACCUCACACGCAACCUCACACCCCAUCUCCUCUCCGUCUCCAAAAAAGGACUUCGCGCCGAAUCGCUCCAACCCUCAUUUCCGACGUUGACGUUCCCGAACCACUACUCGUUGAUCACGGGCCUGUACCCUUCGAGCCAUGGGAUCAUCGCGAAUGAUUUCUGGGACCCCAAUUUGGGCAAGGAGUUCGUGUAUACCAAACCUGAACAGAGUUGGGGUCCGGAAUGGUGGGGCGGGGAACCGGUACGUUUCGGGGGUUUUAGCCUUUGGCACUGUCGAGAGUGGAGGCUGAUGAUUUGCUGUGUGGACGGGUUUAGAUCUGGUCUACGGCCGUCAAGAAUGGGUUGAAGGCGAACGUUCUCAUGUGGCCAAGUGAGUAGUUUCAUUCAAUCAAGCACUUGGAUCGUCAGGUUGACAAGUCGUUCUUCACCACCACAGGCCCUCCGAUGAUGGCCGAUGGCACCAAACCGACUCGGUGGUACGCGUUUCAUGACCACUACCACUACUCGCGCAAGCUUUUGCAAAUCGCCUCCUGGCUCGACCUCCCGCAUACCUCCCGCCCCAACCUCAUCCUCGCCUACGCCCCCGAAGUUGACCAAGAAGGCCAUCGUACCGGACCUGAUUCCAAAGCGCUGGAAGACGAGUUGUUGGAGAUGGACGAUUUUGCGAAAGGGCUGACGGGACUUUUGGAGGAGAGGAAUUUGACGGAGGUGGUGGACGUGGUGUUCGUGAGCGAUCAUGGGAUGACGGGCACGCAUAAUGAGCGAUUGGUGUUUUUGGAUGAUAUUCUGGGAAAGGAAGGGUUCGAAGGGAUCUUGACCGCUGAAGGUGAGUGGUGGAUGGUGGCAUAGGUUUCAGGGUGGAGGGGAUGAGCUGACAGGGUUUUCUGCGCCUAGGAUGGCCAUCCGUUGGUCUGCGGUUCAAACCCGACAUCGACGCGGAUCUGAUGCUUUCCAAACUCCGUCAAGCCGCGACCGAAUCCAAGGGAGGCUUCAACGUCUACACCCAAGAGGACAUGCCCGAAAGAUGGCAUUUCACAGGCAACGAGGUAGGUCAGGUGGUCAAUCUUACCCAGGUCGAGGAUGAACCUCGAAACUGAGGUGGGACUUUACUCGCAUGGUUCUGCAGCGUAUCGCGCCGAUUUACGUCGUUCCUCAUCCUGGGUGGGCGAUCACGAAUCAUCAUGAAUUUGAGGUCGAGAUGAAGGGCCAAUUUACGCCUGCUGGGUAAGUGAAGUUCUGGAGGACUUUGCAACUGCUCGCGAGUCAACCACUCAUUCGCCAUGCCGACCUCUUUUUUUUGGUUUUGUGCUCGCUUAGAAAUCAUGGCUACGACAACGCCGACCCGGACAUGCAAGCCAUCUUCAUCGCCCACGGCCCCUUCGCAUCGCGUCUCAAAUCUCAAACCCUCGAACAGAACCCCAACCUCAUCAAACGGACCGUCCUCAGCGAACGUGCCGAGGGGGUUCUGGAGAAGGAGGAAAUGACGUUGAUCCCGGCGUUUGAGAAUGUUGAGGUGUAUGAUCUGUUGUGCGAAUUGUUGGAUAUCAAGGAGGACAAUAGGGCGAGAACGAAUGGGUCGACAGGGUUUUGGAAGAAGUAUUUGGAGUAG
This is a messenger RNA of Microbotryum saponariae, 2481 nucleotides long. The record is from the annotation of a GenBank genome assembly. Lineage: Eukaryota; Fungi; Basidiomycota; Microbotryomycetes; Microbotryales; Microbotryaceae.